GUGUGCAUCUCUCUCUCUCUCUCUCUCUCUCUCUCUCGUGAGUCGUGAUGCAUCUGCAACUGGUGCCAUGGCUUGCCGCAGCAACAGCAACACUGUGUGCAACACUGUGCUCAAGCUCAACAUUAGGCACCACCUCAGAAGCUGACAAAAUCGCCAGCUUGCCAGGACAGCCCAAGGUUAGCUUCGGCCAGUAUGCAGGGUACGUCACCGUCGAUGAGAAGCAACAGAGAGCCCUCUUCUAUUACUUCGCCGAAGCCGAAGCCGACCCGGCUUCGAAGCCUCUCGUGCUUUGGCUCAAUGGAGGGCCUGGUUGUUCGUCCAUUGGAGUUGGGGCUUUCUGCGAGCAUGGACCAUUCAAGCCCAGUGGAGAUGUACUCCUGAAAAACGACUAUAGCUGGAAUAAAGAAGCAAACAUGUUGUACCUGGAAUCUCCUGCAGGAGUUGGUUUCUCCUACUCUGUCAAUAAUUCUUAUUAUAGCUCCGUCGACGACAAGAUGGCAGCAAGAGACAAUCUCGCAUUCCUCCGUAACUGGUUCGAAAAAUUCCCAGAAUACAAGGAGAGAGAUUUAUUCAUCACAGGAGAGAGCUAUGCAGGUCAUUAUGUUCCACAACUUGCAAUGCUCAUCGUGCAGUCCAAGUUGUUCAAUUUGAAGGGAAUUGCUAUAGGAAAUCCACUUCUCGAGUUCAACACCGAUUUCAACUCACGGGCAAAAUUCUUUUGGUCUCAUGGAUUGAUAUCAGACGCAACCUACGAAAGUUUUAACACAAUAUGCAAUUUCUCCCAAAUUCGCAGACAGGCACAGAGCGGCACCCUCACCCCUGUCUGCUCUCGUGUCAAUAGCGAAGCAAAAAGAGAAAUAAGCAAAUUCAUCGACACAUACGAUGUCACUCUUGAUGUUUGUUUGUCGACAGUUUCUUCACAGUCCGCAGUUUUGAAUAAGCUGCAACAAACAGAGAAGAUAGAUGUAUGUGUAGAAGACAAAACCCUCAAGUACUUGAACAGGAAAGAAGUACAGGAGGCUCUGCAUGCUCGGCUGGUUGGAAUCUCUUCAUGGACAGUUUGCAGCGACGUUCUCAAAUAUGAAUAUCAAAAUCUGGAGAUACCUACCAUUUCGAUUUUGGGGGAGUUAGUGAAGUCAGGAAUCCAAGUUUUAGUUUACAGCGGUGAUCAAGAUUCUGCUAUUCCAUUGCUCGGAACAAGGACUCUAGUGAAUAAUUUGGCAAAGCAGUUGGGACUGAACACAACCGUGCCUUAUAGAGUCUGGUUCGAGGAAAGUCAGGUUGCUGGGUGGACACAAGUGUAUGGAGAUAUAUUAUCAUAUGCGACAAUCAGAGGAGCGUCUCAUGAAGCACCGUUUUCGCAGCCAGAGAGAUCGCUGGUGUUGUUUAGCUCAUUUCUGGGAGGAAGGCCAUUGCCAGAAGGGCUCAUGUGAGAUUCUGCAGUGGAAACUAACAAAAUUAUCGGUGACCAGUCUACUCCUAAGUUUACCAAAUAGGACUUCAUCUGAUCCGAUUAGUAGAAACAUCAAAUUCAUCAUGUUUCCCAUUCGCACUUCCUGGCUUCUUUCGAAAUGGACUGUUUGCUUCUCUAGUACUGCUUCUUAUGUCAUCAUAUACAAUAAAUAUGAGAAAGAGCGAAAA
Eucalyptus grandis is the source of this 1641-nucleotide messenger RNA. RefSeq names its product serine carboxypeptidase-like 45. Gene Ontology annotation, molecular function: serine-type carboxypeptidase activity. The record is from RefSeq and is a predicted model, not a curated record. Bases 48 to 1433 code for a protein of 461 amino acids. Gene Ontology annotation, cellular component: vacuole. Lineage: Eukaryota; Viridiplantae; Streptophyta; Magnoliopsida; Myrtales; Myrtaceae. The transcript is spliced from 10 exons. Gene Ontology annotation, biological process: proteolysis.